Eimeria mitis is the source of this 2973-nucleotide messenger RNA. Its product is annotated as kinesin, putative. NCBI's taxonomy places the organism in Eukaryota, Apicomplexa, Conoidasida, Eucoccidiorida, Eimeriidae. Gene Ontology annotation, biological process: cytoskeleton-dependent intracellular transport; microtubule-based movement. The transcript has 9 exons. Bases 1 to 2973 code for a protein of 990 amino acids. Gene Ontology annotation, molecular function: ATP binding; ATP hydrolysis activity; microtubule motor activity. Gene Ontology annotation, cellular component: microtubule; kinesin complex. The record is from RefSeq and is a predicted model, not a curated record.
AUGUCGUCAGUUAAAGUGGCAGUUCGUGUACGGCCCUUCAAUGACCGUGAGAAAAACAUGAACGCGCAGCUCUGCAUUAGUAUGGAGGGGAAGGCCACAACAAUUGACAACGCCGAAGAUCCCAAGGGCGGGAAGAAAACAUUUUCUUUUGACUACUCCUACUGGUCCCACGAUGGCUUUGAAAACGACGAAACAGGCUACUCCCGUCCCAUUAGCUCGAAAUACGCAGAUCAGCAACGUUUGUACAACGAAAUUGGGAAGGAUGUGCUCAACAACGCUUACGAAGGCUACAAUGCAUGUCUGUUUGCCUAUGGCCAGACUGGGGCUGGGAAGAGCUACUCUAUGGUUGGAUACGGAGCAAACAAAGGCAUCAUUGUGCGUGCAUGCGAGGAGAUAUUCGCGCGUAUCGGUGCAAAUACAGACCCAAAUCUACUAGCCGAGGUGCAAAUCAGCAUGCUUGAAAUAUAUAACGAACAGGUGCAGGACCUUUUGAUGCCCAUAGAAAAAAGGCCCAAGGGAGGCCUCAAAAUCAGACAUACCCCACAGCUGGGGACGUUUGUACAAGACCUCACAAAAUGCCCUGUUGAUUCGUACGCUGCUAUCCAAGCAAAGCUUGAUGAAGGAACAGCCAAUCGGACGGUUGGAGCGACGCUCAUGAAUGCGACAUCAUCGCGUGCACAUACUGUGCUACAAAUUAACUUUCGGCAAGUUACCGUAGACGCUGGCAGCGGAGAGCCAGUUUCACAGAAAUCUUCGGAGAUAAGCUUGGUGGACCUUGCGGGGAGUGAAAGGGCUGGGUCUACGGGUGCAACAGGUGACCGUUUGAAAGAAGGAUGUGCUAUUAAUCAGAGCCUGAGUGCUCUAGGAAACGUCAUAUCUGCUCUUGCGGACAAAGCAGCUGGGAAGCUCAAACCGGGUCAGGUUGUGCCGUAUAGGGACUCUGCUCUCACCCGCAUCUUGCAGACGGCUCUUGGUGGCAACAGCAAGACGUGCAUGAUUGCAGCCUUAUCUCCAGCCACAGUGAAUUAUGAAGAAACCCUGAGCACGCUCCGCUACGCAGAUCGUGUCAAGCAAAUAAAAAACGAAGCUACUGUGAAUGAGAACCCCCUCGAGAAGCUUAUUCGGGAGCUUCGAGAAGAAAACGAAAGGCUGAAGACCGCUAUGGGUGGCGGUUUGCCAGAUACCGCGCCGGGUGCAGCGGCUGACCCGCAGAUGGUGGAGGAACUCCGAAGACAAUACGAAGAGGAACUUGAGGCGAACAGAAGGGCCUUACAAGAAAUGACAAUGUCAUGGCAAGAUAAGCUAGAAGCCGCAAAAAAAAGGAGACCCACAGGUGUAGAAGUCUGGGAUACAGAACAACUAACGCUACCUUAUCUCAGCAACCUCAAUGAAGACCCGUUGCUAUCCGGAAAGAUCGUUUUCGCACUGCAGGAAGGAAGUAGCACCAUUGGGAAGCCUGGGGGGAAUAAUGAGCCUAAUUUCCGCAUCGGUGGGCUUGGAGUAUCUCCUCUGCACGCUGUCAUUGAUGUAAGACAUAUUCAAGACGCAGGAGACGACAGCGGUGAAACAGCUUAUGAAGUGGUGCUAACCGCACAUGGGAAGACUUCCAUCAACGGAAUUAUCCUUGGGGAGAACGAGUCAAAGCUUUUGGAACACAAGGAUAGGGUAAUAUUCGGACAUAACAAUAUGUACGUCUUCGUUGACCCAACGGAUAUGGACAAGACACUGCCGUCGUGGGAAGAGGGAAUGAGAGAGGUGACGAAAGAUGUUAUUGAUGAGUGCGCGACUCAACAAACCCCGCAGGCCAAGCUGGCUGAUCUAAAAUACCAGGAAAAGUGGGAAAAGUUACAGGCGGAUAUACAGCUUUUCGAAUCUGAAAAGAAGGACCUACUUAGGAGGGUCAAGGAUAAGGAAGCUCUCGUUCUCGCUAGUGAAGAAGACCAAGCUGAAGCAGAGAGAAAACUGAAGGCGGUUGCCGCUGAAAAACAAGCUAUGUUGCAGGAAUUAGGCAGAAAAGAAGACGAGCUAAGGGCAAGGCGCUUGCUAUUGGAGAGGGAACAGAGUGAAGAGGCAAAACGGCAAGAUGCUGAGAGGGCAGCUCAUAUUUUUCUGCAAGAGGUCAUAGGCAAGACAGCGCUGCUUGUAGAAGAGGCUAAUGGAUAUGCCCAGGAACUUGGAGUGGGCGUUUACUUUUCGCUCAAGCUAAACACCAAGUUAAGGAGCGCUGGAUGCCUAAGGAGCACCCUAAUCGGAACAUCGUUACAACAAACAGAGAUCGUAAUCCGCGUGCAGAGAGUGGACUCAGAUGUUGUGCAGCUAUGGAACUUGGAUUUGUUCGAAAAAAAGGUUUUCGAAAUGAGGGAACUGUACACACAAUGGGCGGCUGGGCCAAGGACAGAAUCAUAUAUAAAAGAGGGCGGAACAGAUCCUUUCGCUUUGGAUAUGGAUAGCUACCAGGUAAUUGGGGAGACCUACCUGUACCUUGAUACAAUUCGCUGCCUUUUGCCUAUUGAUUCAGAGGUGUUCCCAAUCAUUGAUGCUAACGGGAAAGUGUGCGGCAAGCUUACCCUUUCCGUUGGGAUUGAAGUUACCUCGAACUCCGACGAAGCUGACGGCGUGCAGCCUUCUACGAUGCAGAUUAUGUACCGCUGGCUGGACGGGGAGACAGAUGUUUCGAUGAUAUCCUUAGAACAAGCUUCCCGCAAUCCUGUUUUCAACAAUUCAAGGAGCUUCACCAUAGGAGUCGAUGAUUCCACAGCUGAAAUGCUGAGUGGCGCCCUGGUCUUUGAAGUCAGCGGCAAAAUGGUUGAAAAAAAGUCCAAACCGAAGCUAAAAAAGGGCCACACGGCGAAGACCUCCAACGCUGUCUUGUUAAAGAAGGAAUUAGAAGAGAGUACCAAGGCCUUACACUGCGUAGAACAAGUUCUAAACAGCGAAGGGAUAUCGAUUCAAGCGCUUGUCGGCGACUUAUGA